This is a messenger RNA of Mycetomoellerius zeteki, 1216 nucleotides long. RefSeq lists its product as uncharacterized. The record is from RefSeq and is a predicted model, not a curated record. Gene Ontology annotation, molecular function: chitin binding. Lineage: Eukaryota; Metazoa; Arthropoda; Insecta; Hymenoptera; Formicidae. The coding region runs from base 75 to 770 and encodes 231 amino acids. Gene Ontology annotation, cellular component: extracellular region. The transcript has 2 exons.
AUUUAAACGAAUCGGAGAGGUGUUAAUAAGACGAACGAUACGUUUCUUAGUCCGGGUUAAGUAAAGAACAGGCGAUGAAGGGAAUAUACGUCGCCAUUGCUUUUAGCGUCGUGAACUCCGAUCAGGAUUUUUCGGAAGAAGUCUUCUUGGAUGACAUUCCUACAGAAUGUCCAUUACCACAACCAGGUUGGAGGAACACCACAACCAACGUCGCGCAUGAAUAUAAUUGCUCGUUGUUUUACAAGUGUAACGUGGGACAAGGUAUCGAGCAAACAUGUCCUUUGAUGGUCGUCGGAGAUCCAUUGAAGAGAUUGCAUUACAAUAGACACCUGCAGGUCUGUGAUUGGCCGUGGCUGGCCGGUUGCAUAAGUUGCCCAACAGAGUAUCCAAACGGAACAUUUCCGCCGCCGGAAAAAAUAAAUAAUCCAAAUAACAAUUGCCAGUACAUAACGUGCGCAAAUGGUGUGCCAUCCGGACCAUUUAAUUGUCCACCUGGUACAUGCUUCAGUCGCAGAUGUCAGGAAUGCGUUGCGGACAGGUCUAUAAAUGCAAAAUGUAACAACUACCAAUGCAAAGAGGGCGACAGAAAAGUACAUGAUUGUGAUUGCACUUUAUAUCAAGAAUGUAAAUAUCUUAACGGACAAUUUUAUUAUGUCUGGAAAACUUGCGAGGGUGGUUUACAUUAUAGCCCCACACAAAAAAUAUGCCUACCACCGAAUAUAGCUGGCUGUCCAUACAUCCCGCAUUUUGGCAGAAAAAAAUUGUUGUAAUUAUCACAUAACCAUAAUUUAUAAUCAUUUUCGGUGCCAACUAUGUAUUAUUCACACAGUUGAACUACAAAUAUAAUUAUUAUUAACACUACAGCAGUAAUCAUAAAAUUGAAGCACAUUUAAUCAUAAUUAUUUUAUCAUGAAAUAGUUGCAAAUACCACUUUUCUCUCAGUGUAUCAUAAAAACGACAAAAACUUGGCAAACUAUUCAACGCUUAUUCUGAAGAAUAGAUGAUGUCACAAGUGCAAUUGCAGAUUACAUAUAUAAAUAUAAAAGGAAGAUCCUUUUUUAAAAGUUUUUCUUUAUAAAGAUAUGACUUCUCCCUCGCUUCCUCUCUUGAAAAAUAUACAAAUACCCAAAUGUAAAAGUUAUGGAGACAUUUGUGCAUCAAUUUCAGAAAAUAGCUGAAAGUAGUGACGAAUAUGAAGAACAAAUUGCUUUACAAA